UAUCCAUUCCAAAUGGACAAAAAACAUCAUAUGUUUCUUUUCCUUCCUAAGUUGGCAUCAAAAGUACUAACUAACGGUUUUUCUGUUCUGUUAGCUCUUAAGCUACUUUACUUUUUUCCCUCUUCACUAUCCAACCACUGCUUCUUCUUUCAUGCAAUGACCAUUCAAGCUUUUCAUGCUUCUUCUUCUUGUUACUUCCAUUCUCACCUUCAAUCUUGUUCCACAAAGCGUUUCCCUUCAAGGAAGACACUGAAGCUGAACUGUAGUACUUCAAAUGGAGACAAAGAUGAUUAUCUUCUGGAUGCUCCUAUUUCUGUUGGUGAUGGUUUCUCUUUCAGUGGAGGAAAAUAUUCAGAUGGACCUAAUCCAAGUGAUGAAUGGUUUAAGCAAGGGAAAAUGGUUAAAGCCUAUUCAAUUCCUGGAACUGGUGAAAAAGCAAAAGAUCCAAUUUUUGGGCUAACAAUGGGUACUAGUUCUCAAGCUACCGGCGAUCGUUUCAGAUGGUUUUGUGUUGAACGCGGAAGUGUUGAUAAUCCUUCAGUGAUAUUAAUCCAUGGUUUCCCUUCACAAGCAUAUUCUUAUCGCAAAGUUCUUCCGGUACUCUCCAAGGACUAUCGUGCCGUAACAUUUGAUUGGCUAGGAUUUGGGUUUUCUGAUAAGCCUCAACCCAAAUAUGGGUUUGACUACACCCUUGAUGAAUAUGUGUCAUCAUUGGAGUCACUUAUUGAUGAGUUAGCUGUUACCAAAGUCUCACUUGUUGUUCAAGGAUAUUUUGCACCAGUUGUCGUUAAGUAUGCCAGCAAACACCAGGAGAAGAUUAACAACUUGAUACUCAUUAAUCCACCUUUAACAGCCCAACAUGCCAAACUUCCACCUACAUUGUCCAUAUUCAGCAACUUUCUGUUAGGUGAAAUAUUUUCACAGGAUCCAUUGAGGGCCAGUGACAAAGCACUGACAAGCUGUGGACCCUACAAAAUGAAAGAAGAAGAUGCAAUGGUUUAUAGAAGACCCUAUCUCAUAUCAGGGUCCUCAGGCUUUGCAUUGAAUGCAAUUACCAGGACCAUGAAGAAAGACCUCAAGAGGUAUGUGGAGGAUAUGCAAACAAUACUAAAGGAUAAAAGUUGGAACGUUCGAACCACCGUAUGUUGGGGCCAGAGAGAUCGCUGGUUGAGUUACGAAGGAGUGGAAGAUUUCUGCAAAGAUUCCAACCAUAAGCUUAUCGAAGUUCCAAAGGCUGGACAUCAUGCACAGGAAGAUUGCGGCGAAGAACUUGGACAACUUAUUUAUGGAAUAAUAAGAAAAAAGAACUGAAAAUAUAAAUUUUUGUAGUUAAAUUACUACAAUUUAAAACUUUUGAAGUUUACAUCUGAAAUUUAACCUGUGUAGGCCAAGUAUAUAUUCAAACACAUAUAUUAUAAACAUUUUUGUUUAUGUUGUCUUGUUAUAUUCAA
Messenger RNA from Medicago truncatula (barrel medic), 1451 nucleotides. RefSeq names its product cis-3-alkyl-4-alkyloxetan-2-one decarboxylase. Gene Ontology annotation, molecular function: epoxide hydrolase activity. Lineage: Eukaryota; Viridiplantae; Streptophyta; Magnoliopsida; Fabales; Fabaceae. The coding region runs from base 13 to 1311 and encodes 432 amino acids. The transcript has 13 exons. The record is from RefSeq and is a predicted model, not a curated record.